Molecule: messenger RNA, 1257 nt
Organism: Physcomitrium patens
Lineage: Eukaryota; Viridiplantae; Streptophyta; Bryopsida; Funariales; Funariaceae
Source: RefSeq, a predicted model, not a curated record
GUCUUAGUGUCGUGGUGUGGUGGUCGUUUGUACUCUGUUAUGGUGUGUAGGAAUGUUGAGUUUUUUUGUUUGUUCAUGAAUUGUGAAGCUUGUUGUCCGUUAUGUUAGAUUUUCCGAACGUGCCCUGAUAUGUCGGGCGAUCCAGAGUGAGGAUUCUAGCGUAAAUGGAGCUUAUUUCACGAGAAUGGCUUAUUUCUUCGGUUUGGUUCACAGAGGUAUAGAGGUUUUCAAUGCACACUCUGUUCUUGGUGCAAGUUGAGUAGUCAUCCUGGUUUUGUAUCCCUUUGGGUGCGGAGGGAAAUAGGCGAUUAGUUGAUACUUACAACGAGAGGUUAGAGAAGCAGGAUGGAUCAAGUCUCAUUCUGCGCUAGUCAAUUAUCUGGCAUCACAUCUCCAAAGCUCGGCAUGCUCGCACCAGGGGAGGGUGUAAGGGUCUGGGCUCUAGGCCUGCUCGCCACUUUAAAGGUUUUGGGAAACGACGCUGGUGGAUUCUACUCCUUCUCUGAGGUUGUAGUGUAUCCCGGCCAAGAAGCAUUAAGCCAUGUGCACGCCCUGAAGGAUGAAAUGUGGUACAUGCUGGAAGGAGAGCUCAUCUGGAAUCUCGGUGGCCGUGAAUCCCUCGGCCGUCAGGGCUCGUUCAUACAUCUUCCCAGGUUUGUUCCGCACUCGUUCAUGAAUAGAGGACUUGCACCUGCGAGGAUGGUUCUCGUGCAUGUCCCUGGGGGUUUCGAGCAGUGGUACCUUGAAGUUGGAAUAACAGUCCAUGACUCUUCACAAUUGCCUCCCAAUGUCACCAGCGAUGAACUCAUGGAAACCCUGCAAAGAUGCAAGGGAUAUGGCGUCAAGUGCCUCCACUUGGGAGACGAUUAGGAGUUUCGAGGCAUAGGUUUGCAGCAGGAAGAAUUGAGUUCUGUUUGGAUUUUUUUUUUUCCUUCUCCCGUGUAUAAUAUUUUUUGUUACCUUCUGUUCUCAUUUAAGAAUCUUCCCUAAAGUAGCUAUAGCCGCCGGGUUGCACGGGAAAGUGAAGAGAUUCCUGCAGUGGAGUUCGAUCAACGUCUUCCUACGAAUUGUCAAUUUACACGGUAGAGUUUAGUCAUGAACAUGGUUGAUCAACGCCGACAUGUAACCAUACAAGACAAUUGCACUACAGAGUUGUUGAGUGCUUUUUCAGUAAAAAGUUGAGACAUGCAUCUAUUGCCACAUGCAACUUUUUUGCCGAUUUCAGGCCAAGCAAUUGUGCAUGACCCUCUGCAAUCA